AUGGCAACUGUUUUCAAGGCAGCCAAAGCUCAAAAUAAACAAAGAGUCCUUGCAUUAUCUACCAGAGGAAUAAAUUUUCGACAAAGACAUCUUUUGAAUGACCUUGAGACCCUUUUCCCUCAUUUUAAAAAAGACUCAAAACUUGAUCAGAAAUACAAUCUUUCAGUUUUAAACGAACUUGCUGAAUUAAACAAUUGUAAUAAUUGUGUUUUUUUUGAGGCACGUAAAAAACAAGAUUUGUAUAUGUGGACCAGUAAGGCACCUAAUGGUCCUAGCAUCAAAUUUCAUGUACAAAAUAUUCAUACAGUCGAUGAGCUUAAAAUGACAGGAAAUUGUCUUAAAGGAUCUCGACCAAUCCUCUCAUUUGAUAAAAAAUUCGAUUCAGAACCUCAUUGGAUUUUAAUAAAAGAAGUUUUCACACAUAUUUUUGGAGUACCAAAAGGUACUAGACGUUCAAAACCAUUUAUAGAUCAUGUAAUUUCAUUCACAAUAGCGGAUAAUCGAAUUUGGUUUCGUAAUUUUCAGAUCACCGAGAAAGAUCCUACGCAUCCUAACAAAAAACCUAAUGAAAAAGACAUUUCUUUGUUGGAAAUAGGGCCAAGAUUUGUUAUGAAUCUUAUUAGAAUUUUUGAAGGAAGCUUUAAUGGAGCAACCUUGUUUUCAAACCCUGAAUUUGUUUCUCCUAAUGCACCUUAG
Molecule: messenger RNA, 696 nt
Organism: Entrophospora sp. SA101
Lineage: Eukaryota; Fungi; Glomeromycota; Glomeromycetes; Entrophosporales; Entrophosporaceae
Source: the annotation of a GenBank genome assembly